UUGCACGUGGGGACAGGAGGUUUUGCUGUGGCCGGGCCCCUGAGCACCACAUUGUAACCUGCCGACGUCUGCACAUCAACAUGGGUAGAGGGAGUGGUGGUGAGAAUGGAGGAAAGAAAAGGAAGAAGGAUGCAAACUUGGAUGAGCUGAAGAAGGAGGUGGCCUUGGAUGACCACAAAAUAUCUGUGGACGAGUUGGGAAAACGCUAUGGCGUAGAUCUCACACAGGGCAUGACACAUGCCAGUGUUGCAGAGAUUCUGGCCAGAGAUGGUCCAAACGCACUGACUCCUCCCCCUACCACCCCAGAGUGGGUCAAGUUCUGCCGUCAGCUGUUUGGUGGCUUCUCCAUCUUGCUUUGGAUUGGUGCCAUCCUCUGCUUCCUGGCCUACAGCAUCCAGGCAGCCACAGAGGAUGAGCCGGCCAAUGAUAAUCUGUAUCUGGGUGUGGUACUAGCCGCUGUUGUCAUCAUCACCGGUUGUUUUUCCUACUUCCAAGAAGCCAAAAGCUCCCGAAUCAUGGACUCCUUCAAGAAAAUGGUGCCACAGCAAGCGAUGGUGAUUCGGGAAGGGGAGAAGAUGCAGAUCAAUGCAGAACUCGUGGUGCAAGGAGAUCUGGUGGAGUUCAAAGGGGGCGACCGGAUUCCUGCUGACGUUCGAGUGAUCUCCUCCAACGGGUGCAAGGUGGACAACUCCUCUCUGACGGGAGAAUCAGAGCCUCAGACUCGCUCCCCGGAGUUCACACACGACAAUCCUCUGGAGACCCGAAACAUCUGUUUCUUUUCCACCAACUGCGUUGAGGGUACAGCCCGUGGCAUCGUUAUAGCCACUGGUGACCGAACAGUGAUGGGUCGCAUCGCCACUCUGGCAUCUGAGCUGGAAGUCCGUCGGACACCCAUCAACAUCGAGAUUGAACACUUUAUCCACAUCAUCACUGGUGUGGCAGUUUUCCUUGGUGUUUCCUUCUUCAUCCUGUCAAUUGUACUGGGUUACACCUGGCUUGAGGCCGUCAUCUUCCUCAUUGGCAUCAUCGUAGCCAAUGUCCCUGAGGGGCUGCUGGCCACUGUGACGGUGUGUCUGACUCUCACUGCCAAGCGAAUGGCCAAGAAGAACUGCCUGGUAAAGAACUUGGAGGCUGUGGAGACUCUCGGCUCCACCUCCACCAUCUGCUCCGACAAGACAGGCACGCUGACCCAGAACCGCAUGACUGUGGCCCACAUGUGGUUCGACAACCAGAUCCAUGAAGCGGACACCACAGAGGACCAGACUGGUUCGUGUUUUGACAAGAGCUCUGGUACUUGGCAUGCUCUGUCUCGCGUGGCUGGCCUUUGCAACAGAGCUGAUUUCAAAGCCGGACAGGAGGACCUCCCCAUCCUGAUGAGGGACGCAGCGGGGGACGCGUCAGAGUCAGCUCUGUUGAAAUGCAUCGAGCUGUGCUGCGGGAGUGUUCGUGACAUGAGAGCCAGAAACCCCAAAGUGACAGAGAUCCCCUUCAACUCCACCAACAAGUACCAGCUGUCUAUCCAUGAAGUGGAGGAGAAUCCCUCUGGUUAUAUUCUGGUCAUGAAGGGAGCGCCAGAAAGGAUCCUGGACAGAUGCAGUACCAUAAUGAUCCAUGGUCAGGAGCAAGUACUCGAUGAAAACUGGAGGGAUGCUUUCCAGGAUGCCUACAUGGAGCUGGGUGGACUGGGAGAGAGAGUGCUUGGAUUCUGCCACUUGAAUUUGCCUUCAUCCCAGUUUCCUCGAGGGUUCAGCUUCGACUGCGACGACAUGAACUUCCCCACCGAGCAGCUCUGCUUCCUGGGUCUCAUCUCCAUGAUUGAUCCGCCGCGUGCCGCUGUGCCUGAUGCUGUGGGUAAAUGCCGCUCUGCUGGCAUCAAGGUGAUUAUGGUAACCGGGGACCACCCAAUCACAGCCAAGGCCAUUGCUAUGGGUGUGGGCAUCAUCUCUGAGGGCAACGAGACAGUUGAAGACAUCGCUGAGAGGCUGAACAUCCCUCUGAGCCAAGUUGACCCCAGGGAUGCCAAGGCAUGUGUGGUGCACGGCUCAGACUUAAAGGACAUGAGCACAGAGUACUUGGACGACCUGCUGAGGAACCACACUGAGAUUGUUUUUGCUCGCACAUCUCCUCAGCAGAAGCUCAUCAUUGUGGAAGGCUGCCAGAGACAGGGGGCGAUCGUAGCUGUGACAGGCGAUGGAGUGAAUGACUCUCCGGCACUGAAGAAAGCUGACAUCGGCGUUGCCAUGGGGAUAGCCGGUUCUGAUGUGUCCAAGCAGGCGGCUGACAUGAUCCUGCUGGACGACAACUUUGCCUCCAUUGUCACUGGAGUUGAAGAGGGUCGUCUUAUUUUUGAUAACUUGAAGAAAUCCAUUGCAUACACGUUGACCAGUAACAUCCCAGAGAUCUCACCCUUCCUCCUCUUCAUCAUCGCAAGUGUUCCUCUUCCUCUGGGAACUGUCACCAUCCUCUGCAUUGACCUGGGCACUGACAUGGUUCCAGCCAUCUCAUUGGCUUAUGAGACAGCGGAGAGCGACAUUAUGAAACGACAACCGAGAAACCCCAAAACAGACAAGCUGGUCAAUGAACGCCUCAUCAGCAUGGCAUACGGACAGAUAGGUAUGAUCCAGGCUCUGGCAGGUUUUUUCACUUACUUUGUGAUUUUGGCUGAAAAUGGCUUCUUGCCAAAAACCCUGGUGGGAAUCCGCCUCAACUGGGACGAUCGUGAAGUCAAUGACCUUGAAGACAGUUAUGGGCAGCAAUGGACAUAUGAACAGAGAAAGAUUGUGGAAUUCACCUGCCACACAGCCUUCUUCAGCAGCAUUGUGGUGGUCCAGUGGGCCGAUCUUAUCAUCUGCAAGACCAGGAGGAACUCCCUAUUUCAGCAAGGCAUGAAGAACAGGAUCCUGAUCUUUGGUCUGUUUGUUGAGACAGCCCUGGCUGCCUUUGUCUCCUACUGCCCUGGGAUGGACGUAGCUUUGCGCAUGUACCCCUUGAAGAUCCUGUGGUGGUUCUGUGCCAUCCCAUAUAGUCUUCUCAUCUUCAUCUAUGAUGAGGUCCGUAAAUUAAUUCUGCGAAGGCACCCAGGAGGUUGGGUGGAGCAAGAAACAUAUUAUUAACAUUCAGAAAAUGUCAGUUUGAACUGUACGCCUGUGUGGACGCUUUCAAGUGUGUUUGUUCAAGCUGGUGAGAGUAAAACUGUGUGCGUGUUUGUCAGUUAUAAUAUGACAUGGAUCAGUUCACAAAUCUGAUUAUCAUAAAAUACUGCUGAAAAUAGGCUUUUGGUUGUGCUUGGAGUUUUUUUCUCGCUCUCUUUUUCAUUUAAUCAGAAAAGCAGAACAAUCGUUGGUGUACACCUUUGUGCCUUAUACAAGCUGUUACAAAAAUUAUGUACUCUGGUCUAUUUGGCCAAAAGGCAAUACUAAAUGUUGUCCAUCAUGCAAAAUAUACCAAAUAAAAUGCAU
Melanotaenia boesemani (Boeseman's rainbowfish) is the source of this 3458-nucleotide messenger RNA. It is a transcript of the gene atp1a2a, whose product is annotated as ATPase Na+/K+ transporting subunit alpha 2a. The transcript has 24 exons. Gene Ontology annotation, biological process: intracellular potassium ion homeostasis; intracellular sodium ion homeostasis; proton transmembrane transport. The record is from RefSeq and is a predicted model, not a curated record. The coding region runs from base 81 to 3113 and encodes 1010 amino acids. Gene Ontology annotation, molecular function: ATP hydrolysis activity; ATP binding; P-type sodium:potassium-exchanging transporter activity. Gene Ontology annotation, cellular component: membrane. NCBI's taxonomy places the organism in Eukaryota, Metazoa, Chordata, Actinopteri, Atheriniformes, Melanotaeniidae.